Molecule: messenger RNA, 4838 nt
Organism: Grus americana (Whooping crane)
Lineage: Eukaryota; Metazoa; Chordata; Aves; Gruiformes; Gruidae
Gene: ZNF652
Product: zinc finger protein 652
Exons: 6
Coding region: 566-2398 (610 amino acids)
Biological process (GO): regulation of transcription by RNA polymerase II
Cellular component (GO): nucleus
Molecular function (GO): DNA-binding transcription activator activity, RNA polymerase II-specific; RNA polymerase II cis-regulatory region sequence-specific DNA binding
Source: RefSeq, a predicted model, not a curated record
CUCGGCGCGCGCCCGCGCGGCGGAGUCGCGAGACUGGCUGCGGCGGCCACGUAGCGCUGCGGCGGCGGCUGAGGGGAGCGGGAGCCGCGUCCGCCGGCGGCGGCGGGGCCUGGGCCUGAGCCCGAGCCCGAGGCAGCGGCUACUCGAGCGCCGCGGCGGCGGCUGAGGGGGCCGAGCGGAGGGAGAGAGGGAGGGCCCCGGCCGCCCUGCCCUCCGCCCUCCCGCCUCGCCUCCUCCACCCGCCCUCCGCCGCCUCGCCUGUGCCCCCCUCCCCUCGCCGCCCGGCAUGGAAGGCGGUGGGGGCGGCCCUGAGGGGAUCGGCCUGGAUGAAAUGUUCAACGGUUCAUUGGCAACUUUCUUCAGAAGAAUAAUUACUACUGCUCUGCUCUUGCCAUAAUACCAGGAUUCUGUGACCUACACAUCAGUGCUAACCACCAGCAGAGAAUCAUAUUCUGUUCAUUCUGUGUAGAUGGAACAGGCAUCGGUCUUGAGAGUCCAUCCAGAUUUAAAGCUGCUUACUUGGUUUUCUGGGAUUAAAGGUGCUCAAUGAAUCAGGGCCCCCCAAAUGAGUCAAACAGCCAAUUCUUGCCAACAGUUGGUUGAAAACUGUGCCACGCAUGUAGCAGGGAUGGCGCAAGAGGACAGUCGCCGUGGUCAAGUGCCACCCACGUUUUAUCAUGGUGCCAGCCAGGAGCUUGAUCUGUCCACCAAAGUAUACAAGAGAGAGUCAGGAAGUCCUUACUCUGUGUUGGUGGACAGCAAAAUGAGUAAACCACAUCUCCAUGAAAGAGAGGAGCAGCCAUAUUUCAGGGAGAACAGAUCGGUAGGAGAGGUCCGGGCUGUGAAAGAAGAUAGAGAAAACUCUGACGACUCUGAGGAGGAAGAAGAGGAGGAAGAUGAAGUGACUUACAAAAGGGAGCAGAUUAUAGUAGAGGUAAACCUUAACAACCAAACAUUAAAUGUAUCAAAAGGGGAGAAGGGUGUCCCCUCCCAGUCCAAAGAGACUGCUGUUCUUAAGACCAGCAGUGAGGAAGAGGAGGGUGACAGUGGGGAAGAGGCCACUGAAGACAGUAAUGAUGAUGAGGAAAAUGAGAGGCAGAAGAAAAAAGAGAAAAGAGUGGAAAAAGUUAGUGUUGCACAAAGGAGAACAAGGAGAGCUGCAUCUGCUGCAGCAGCCACAACUUCCCCAUCACCCAGAACUACAAGGGGUCGUAGAAAGAGUGUGGAGCCCCCCAAGCGUAAGAAGAAAGCUGCAAAGGAGCCCAAGGCACCUGUGCAGAAAUCAAAGUGUGAAGAGAAGGAGACUUUAACCUGUGAGAAGUGCCCCAGGGUGUUUAACACACGCUGGUACCUGGAGAAGCACAUGAACAUCACUCACAGGCGCAUGCAGAUCUGCGACAAAUGUGGGAAGAAAUUUGUUCUAGAAAGUGAGCUGUCCCUUCACCAGCAAACAGACUGUGAAAAAAAUAUCCAGUGUGUUUCCUGUAAUAAAUCAUUCAAGAAGCUCUGGUCCCUCCAUGAACAUAUCAAGAUUGUCCACGGAUAUGCGGAAAAGAAAUUCUCUUGUGAGAUUUGUGAAAAAAAGUUCUACACCAUGGCCCACGUGCGGAAACAUAUGGUUGCACACACAAAGGACAUGCCAUUUACAUGUGAAACCUGUGGAAAAUCAUUCAAACGAAGUAUGUCUCUCAAAGUACAUUCCCUACAGCAUUCUGGAGAGAAACCUUUCAGAUGUGAGAACUGUGAUGAGAGGUUUCAGUACAAAUAUCAGCUGCGUUCCCACAUGAGCAUCCACAUCGGGCACAAACAGUUCAUGUGCCAGUGGUGUGGCAAAGACUUCAACAUGAAACAGUACUUUGAUGAGCACAUGAAAACACACACUGGAGAGAAGCCCUUCAUCUGUGAAAUCUGUGGGAAAAGCUUCACCAGCCGCCCAAACAUGAAGAGACAUCGCAGAACUCACACAGGGGAGAAGCCCUACCCGUGUGAUGUGUGUGGCCAGCGAUUUCGCUUCUCCAACAUGCUCAAGGCACACAAGGAGAAGUGUUUCCGUGUUACCAGCCCCGCCAACGUGUCAACUGCUGUCCAGAUCCCGCUGUCCACGACUUCUCCUGCUGCCACAAUCCCUGCUGUAGUGAACACACCCACCACCCCAACUCCACCUAUCAACCUGAACCCAGUGAGCACACUUCCUCCACGCCCCCUUCACCACCCAUAUUCACACCUUCACCUACAUCCUCAUCCUCACCAUCCGCAUCAUCUCCCAGUCCCCCCGGUUCCUCAUUUACCCCCUCCUCCAGCUCUUUUUAAGAGCGAGCCUUUAAAUCACAGAGGCCAGAGUGAGGACAACUUUCUGCGACACCUGGCAGAAAAAAACAGUUCAGCACAGCACCACUAACAUCUUCGCUUCCUGCCAGCUAUUUUCCCGUUUUAUGCACAUGGAAACAUGCCCUCAUGGAAGUACAGAGGGUUAGUUGGUGGUGAGGAUCUUUGUCUUUCUCUUAGCCCCAGCAGAUGGUCCUAAUUUUUCCCUCGAAUCAGUUAAGAAACAAGGAAAUCCUGUUUUGGAUCAGCAGUGCUCAUUUGAACCUGGGAACCAACAGGACUUAAACCCAAUUUGCUUGUGUUUUACUGGUGACUUUUAUAAAUUUCAGAUACUGAGACUUGUGGAAUUUUAUAAUUUCAUAUCAGCUGAUGAGGUAUGCUUGCUUUUAUAUCCUGGACUUCUCCUCAAAGAGGAGAUAGGCCUGGUUUUCUUUGUACUAAUCGGAAAGGCUGUGAGAUUAAUACAGAGCAUUAAUUGUAUCACUGUGUAUCGUAAUGGAUUCUUUUCAGCUUUUGGUGCCGGCUAUGGAGUGAGCCAGCCACGUAUCACAGUAUAUUUGAGCAUUAUAAAGAAAGACAAAAAAAUUUCUUGUUUGUGUAGCUCUCCUAACACACUCUUUAUUUUACUACAGAAAUUAUUUUAGAGUUUUUUGUAUAGACCUAUUUAGUAGUCUGUUUCUAAAAUGAAAUGUAUUUCAAUAAGCGGUGUAAUUUUUUCAGUGUAGCUGGACCUAUGUUGUAUAAUAGAUAAAUUUUUAUAAUCAUCAAAAUGUGAUUCUUAAAAGAUGCAUAUAGCUUCUAUAGUUAAAGUUAUUCUUACAACCAUACAACUUAAAAGGUGCUUCAGAGAAGAAAGGAACCCAAGAGGUCUCUGGAAAGGUUGCCUCAAAAGUGAUGUUGAUUUCAGAACUUUACGUAAUUUAUUUUAGUUGGGCUUUUUUUUUUGGUUUUUUUUACCCUUACGUUUCCCUUUUCACGGUUUCUCUUAAGGUUUUUGGACAAGGACGUUGGGAUACUGUAUUCCUGCUCCACAGGUUUUGGUUAGCUCAGUUGGAGUGAGGUAUGAGAUGGGUUCGAAAGGGAGCCCCCGACACGUAGGGACCUGCUAGUUUGGGAACAGAGUCACGAGAGGAGAGAUCUGACAGCAGAGAGAGGAAAUCAAGUAUCUCUAGUUAGCCAAGCAUCUUUUCUCUUUACGUAGGACAGCCGGUUUUAAUGGCUUUUCAUGGUAUGAUUUUAAGUUGGGGAUCAUAUCAAAUGCUGCUCUUCAGAUUGCUUUUUGGAAUUCCUGGAGUUGUUAGGAGAGGAGAAUUAAGUGAGAUCAUAAAUGUGGUGUUUCUGACUGGUUGAUUGUAAGAGUGAGAAGAGAAGCUUGAAUGAGACAAUGGUGUUUCAGUUGCAUUGUUAAGAAAAUGCUGAUCGCACUGUAUGUACCAUGUGAAGCUCUAUCCCAUAAAUGUAAUGUGCAUAAAAUUAUGGGAUGAUUUCUAGGGGUCGUAGUCAUAUUUUGGCAAAUCUAAGUUUUACAGUUGUAGGAUAGGAAACUUUGAAUUGUAGGCAUGUCACUGUUUCAUAAUCCUGGGAGGCAAUGAGGGGGAAAUGACAAGUUAGUGCAGGGUUGGUGGGCUGGAAUGCCAAAUGUAUCUGUUUUAACCAGUGAGUAGCUGUUAUUUUUUCAGGUUUGUAUUUCUCUUCAACUAAAACUAAGUAUAGCAGCAUUAUGCAAUCUAGGAAAUUGUUACCACCUUCAAUGAAGACAGAGGCCCAAGGCAAUGUACUGUAAGUCCUCUUUUCCUUAAAAUUCCUAUUCUUCUGUGCUGCUUUUUAAAUUUAAUCCCACCAAACUAUAUAUCCAGAGAUCCUCACAGGCAGAUAUCUAACUUACCAUUCUGCUCGGUAAUGAACUGGUUUUGUGGCUAAUGGGAUAUUAAUUUUUUUUUUCAAGAUGGUGAAAAUUCUUCCUAGCGUUACUUCCUCAAAGUUAAUGCUGUUAAGCACUGUGUUUUGAAACACCAUGUCCUUUGUUGAGAAUUAGCUCCUUAGUUGAUGGUUUUCACCAUUUUCUACCACCUAAUCAUUCAUGUUUUUUUUCAUAACAAGCAUAGGAAACUUUAGGAACCAGAAAGGGCAAUUUUGGCCCAACAAACCUACUCAUUUUUGACUGACCUGAAACCCCUUCCAGCAUUUCUGAAAAAAUAAAACAAUGUUUUUUAAAUGUUUUAUCUAUAAUAUUUAUAUACACCCUUUUACCUUCUAGAAGAAAAAGCCAGUUAUAAAAGUGAAUUUACACUCAUGAUUAUGACUGUUGUAUUUACUGUGGCUGGUCCGCCCCGGAGGUUCUAUGCAUUCCACGUCACAUUUGCAACCUACGUUUCUGUUGUGCCACUAUUUUAUGGUCAGGCCUGUUAUUAAAUGAUUUUUAAAUGCUAAAAAAUUCUUGGUAUAUCAAUUGUAUUCCAUUUUUGCAAAAUGAUUUUCUUCUCAAUAAAUUUACAGUAUUAGGCUGCUAUUCA